Messenger RNA from Cladocopium goreaui, 4692 nucleotides. The record is from the annotation of a GenBank genome assembly. NCBI's taxonomy places the organism in Eukaryota, Dinophyceae, Suessiales, Symbiodiniaceae.
AUGGUGCUCUCCCUUGCACCCACGUCGCUGGCAGACCUAGCAAGAGACGCGGCGGCUGGCGACAUAGUCAACGAAUACCUCGACGCCAGAGGGAUCAAGACUCCGGCCACUUUGGCCCUUCUGAGUCGAGACGAAGACAACCUCGACCUCACCCUGAUACAGCCUCUCCUACAGGGCUGGCCUAGACCAGAUGGCACGACCAUCACCGUGCGAGAACAGGACAAGCCCAUUGCCAAGGCGGUAUUGCUGCACAUGUGGAUGAUGGCCAAGCAGGUAUGGGAAGCGACACAACAUGCAGCCAUGCCGAAGGCCACACCGACCCAGAGCACGUCUUCCACGGCAGCCUCAACACCAGCCGAGGACAAGGUCCCCAAGGCACUGGCUCCAGGACGUUGGACAGCACUGGUGCAUGAAUACCAGUCACAGCAGAUCGGAGGCCAAGACAGAGUCUUCCCAGUCCAGGAGUUACUGGGGACAGAAGCUGUCAUCGCCCGGGUCCUACACGAGCAUGAGACCAGCAAGAACUAUACCCCAGUGUUGCUGGGGGAGCUGAUCUCGACCAGGACCUUUCAGGCCAAUGGUGAGCCGAACCCUCUCGCAAAGAGAGAGCGCAAUGUGACCAAGCUCACAUUGACAGGUGAGCAACUUGUGGCCACCCCUGAGGAACCGUGGCAACCUCGGAGCGUCCUUGCCAUCCUGGACGGCUUGGCGAGCAUUCGAUGGUGCUUCAUCCUAUGCAAGCUGGGCACCGAGCAGGCGGUCCACGCCUUUUUCGAUUGGCUGGUCAGGUUGGUCCGCAGCAGACCACAGAAGACGGACCAGCUUGCGCAGUUCUGGAUGACGGUCUCCUGGAAGCUGGCCCUUGAGAUGAGAGGAGGCCGCACGUUCAUGGAGGCCACGGCGCUCAUCAUGAAGGACUAUGAUUCUUUCACUGAGUGCAUGAGUCGUGAACCCAGCCAGACCACCAAGAAGCCCAUGACAUCAGCCCCUGCCAAGGCUGAAACCAAGGGUUAUGGCAAAGGUAGCACAAAGUCAGGGAAGGGCACGAGACCUUCUCCUUACAGCCGCCCUACAAAACAGGGGACAUGGCACAAGGACGACGGCUAUGACAGAGCCGCCCACCCAUGGCAGGGAUCGCAGAAACAGGAUGACAAGCCGAGGUGGCAGAAGGAGCCCUGGUCUUCCGAUUGGAAGACGCCACAGGUGGAUCUCGUGACACCCGACAGCACUGGGUACCCGCCACCCAGCCAACCACCAACGGCCGAGCGAGGCCAAGUUUUCCAGAAGUUAAAUGAGGAGGUCAUCCUUGUCAGCCGUUUCGACGGCAUUGGGUCUGCUGCUUUGAUCCUCAAAGGGCUGGUAGCAGCCAUUUCGCUGCACAUUGUAUGGGAGGUGGACAGCGAUUGUAUGGAAGUGCUGAAGGCCCGUCACCCAGAGGCGGUGACCCGGGGCGAUUUUCUCAAAGAUGACCCUGAUGAGGUCGCCAGAGUGAUACACCGCCAUGACCCUGAGGGCACCAAGCUGGUGCUCUUAGCUGCUCCCCCAUGCCCUGACUUCUCACGCAUUCGUGCAGAUGCACCAGGCUCAGCAGGUGAAGAAGGCCACAAAUUCACAGCAUACUGUGAAUUUAUCAGGAAGGUGGAGAUGGGCAUACCUCACAGGAGGAUAGGCCACCUUACCGAGAACGUGGUGAUGGACAAGGGAGAGGCUGACCAUUUCUCCAGCCUCCUGGACUGCAAUGCGAUCUUGUCUGACGCGCAAGACUUCGGCCUCAUCAACCGCCCUCGUUUGUGGUGGACAAGAGUGAACUGGAGCAGCAUCCGGACAAAUCCCAUCACAGGGAAACGGUUACGGUUGUCCAAGAGCCAAAAAUACCACCGUCUCCAUCACGACACCACGUUCCAGGAGGAGACGGAUCUCCAGCUGGAAGGCCUUCGACUUCACAAUGCGGUGGCAUCUCAUGACAAGCGCAUCCCGUGUCUGACAACUCCAGCACCAUCGGACGAUGGCAGACCAGCGCCGAAGAAGCUGAAAGGGAAGAUAGACCCUGAACAGAAGGCGCGAUGGAUGAAUGAUUGGCGGCUAUUUGCUCCAUGGCAAUACUCCAAGGAGGCUCUUCUCCAUGCAGCCGAUGGGAGCAUGGUGGUCCCGCCCCCGGAAGCCAAGGAACAGCUGCACCAGCUGCCGAAAUGGUAUACGUCCGUCCCGGGAGUGUCGGAGAAAGCCAGACACAGAAUGCUGGCAAACGGUUGGCACAUUGGAUCAACACGGUUCAUCAUGAUGCUGGUCCUCCAAUCCAUGUUGAUGGUGACCGCUUCGUCACCCGUGCCACAGCCACGGCACACCGCGCUUCAGACCAUGCUGACCUUCCUGCAGCCAACGACACCGCAUCUGGGCCCAGGGACAUGGCCCAGCGAAGCAACGUGCGUGGCCCAAGCCGGGUCGAUGUGGGAGCAUUGGCAGAUGGCCGUGGCUUCCAGUCACCCAGUACAACGGCCCCCUCGGCUGGAGCCGGGGCUACAGCAAUGUGUGGACCUCCGCGGCAUCAUUGGAGGCAGCCUCGCACGCAUGAGGACAGAGAUAGUGGACGAGAUCGAACAGUGGGCCCUCGACAGCAUGGAUGCGACCGAGACCUGGUGGAAGUCACUUCCACCUCACGUGGCCCAGGUGUACUUCAACAAAGACCACAACCAAAUCUCACAGAUUCCACUUCUGUUGCGAUUGCUCGACCUGGCCAAGAUGCCAGGCCUUCCAGAGCUCACAGAAGACCUCCAGUCAGGGUUCCAGGUGACUGGCGAAUUACAUGCGGGAGCGGGCUGGCUCCCACAGGCUGACAGCAAGUAUGAGUUCCCAACGUCGGCCGAGACCUUCAUGAAGCACAACCAACACUAUACCAGAGCCAAACUGCGCAGCAAACGCGUGGAUCCAGAAUGGUCAUCCAUGUUGGAUGAACUGCGCUCUGAGCUGAAGAAGGGCAGAAUGUCAGGACCCUACCGAGCUCCUGAUUGGUGGCCGACUCAGACCACGACCAUCGACGAGAUGCCCUUGCUCCAGCUACCCAUUCAGAACAUCUGCACCAGCUUUUGUUUUAGUGUGGUCCAAGCCGACAAGAUCCGGCGGUGCGAAGAUUUCCGUCGGUCAGGCCACAAUGCAACAGUUGUGGCGUAUGACGUGCCACACCACCAUGACAUCAGAACGUUCACUGACCUGGCAUUGUCGGCCCCACAGGGAGGAGACACAUCUCUGGUUUGGGCCCAGGACCUGGACGGAGCAUACAGACAGUUUCCAGUACGUGACCCAACAGAUUGUUUCUGUGUCCUCAUGACACCCAGAGGGCCAAUACUCCUUCAACAUCAUGCGAUGACCUUCGGCGCAGUGAGCUCAGUUUGGAACUUCAACAGGGCUGCAGACGGCAUCAUGUUUUUGAGCCGCCGUCUACUGGCGACGCCGCUGGGACACUACGUCGAUGAUUUCAUUGGCGUUGAGCCUUCAGCCCUGGUACACAGCAGCUUCUCAGAGUUCACACGCCUUAUGAGGGUACUUGGACUCCGCAUGAAAGAAAGAAAGGCUCUACCACCAGCAGCCCGACAGAAAGUUUUGGGCAUCAAUAUGCACAUCACAGAGGACGAGGUGAUUUUGUCGCCACACCCCGAACGAUGCGACAAGGCCAAGAAGGUCAUCCAGAAUGCAUUGGAGACCAACAGACUGACAGAUGAGGCAGCUCACCGACUCGCAGGAAAGUUGGUUUUCCUGACCUCAACUCUGUUCGGCCAAUUGGGUCGCGCAUCACUCCAACCGCUCUACGCAAGAGCGCAUGGACUUUCAGAGGGCGACCAUGACGGCCAACUGAACGGACCACUCAGAUCGGCACUACGAUCGCUGAUGAAUCUUCUUCGAGAGAUCCAACCCAGGGUGAUCCCCAAGCAGAUGGACCAAAGUUGCAUCGUCCUCUAUUCAGAUGCGUACUUCGCGAUUGAUGGCACACACCACUCACCAGGAUCCAAGACUAUCCCGAAACAUUGGCACAAGACAAAGUGCCAUACCUAUGAGAAUGGUUGGGGAGUGGUGAUUCAUUUCGAAGGCAACACUUGGUUUUCCUCCGGAAGCUUACCUUCACGGCUCAUCAAGAAGUUUUGUACCAGGAAAGCCUACAUCUACUUCCUCGAGAUUGCUGCCCAACUCAUGGGAUUCUUGACCUGCCGUCAAUUGCCCUCGAACCUGGUGAUGUCCUUCAUUGACAACACGGCAGGCUUCUUUGCCUUGAGGAAAGGCUAUUGCCGAGACCCUGCCAUCUGCAAUGUCCUGGCAUUGGUAUGGAGGAUCAUCGCCCUCGACGGCUGGCACUUACAUCUCGAAUGGGUCCAGUCCAACCUGAACAUCAGUGACAGCGUCUCUCGCUUCCAGUAUGACGAGAUGCAGAAAAUCAACGCCAAUUGGACGGAAAUACCAGUGGAAGGCAUCUAUGACAUUCUGGCACGCGUGGCAGUCGAUUCGGACUAUGCUCACGGGAAAGCACUCAACGACAUGAUCGCGAUCCAACCUGCUCCACUCACUAUGACUCACACUGGAGGAAUGGGGAACUGGCGCCAGUGUGGGAGAGAUCCAGCAGCAGCUCCAGCUGUCAAGCAGACAGGACCAGCUGUCACAGAGCACCCCAGGCCAAAAGAACCAGUGCGAGCAGCUUUCAAGUGA